Platichthys flesus (European flounder) is the source of this 4170-nucleotide messenger RNA. RefSeq names its product transmembrane protein 198b (gene tmem198ab). Gene Ontology annotation, cellular component: plasma membrane; cytoplasmic vesicle. Gene Ontology annotation, biological process: positive regulation of canonical Wnt signaling pathway. The transcript is spliced from 5 exons. The record is from RefSeq and is a predicted model, not a curated record. The coding region runs from base 687 to 1778 and encodes 363 amino acids. NCBI's taxonomy places the organism in Eukaryota, Metazoa, Chordata, Actinopteri, Pleuronectiformes, Pleuronectidae.
AGAUGAAUGUAGAAAACGUAUUAAAGAUAUUUCAAAGCUAAUUUAAUCAGUGAUUAUUCCAAUAUUUAAAUUGAUAAUACCCCAGUUUUUUUGCUCUGAGGGUUCAUUUAAACCUCAGCCUGGAGGAGGCGCUGCUGGCGACUCUCCUGACUUUCUUUUUCUCCUCUCAGUACGAUGAGUAAAUGUGAUGCAGGCUUGAACAAGUGGGGGCGCGUCAUCUUUUGCAGAGGAGGGAGGCCACCUUCCUCACCCGACGCAACGGGACGCGCCACGUUCAUGUGAGAGGCUCAGUUUCCUCCAUCCCUCCAUCCAUCCCUCCAUCCUGGAUGGUGCACACACACAUUCCUCUUUCUCCAUCCAUGGAGGAGCAGUGAGGUCGGGAUCCACCGGGCUGCAGCCGGGGAUAGACGCAGCUCUCCACACCGACGGGGAAGCACCCAGGCCGGGGGAAGGAAGAAGAAGGACUCGUCUGCAAAAUGGUCGGUGUUUGUGGAUCAGGAGGCGGCUGCAGUUGCCAUCAUGUGAGCGCGGACGAGGCGCGUAAAGCCGCCGGGGAUGAUGAUAAAACCAUGCACCUGGGCAGUGUUCCAUAGCCUCCCCUGCCCCACGCCUCCCACCUGAUCACCUCUUCUCCACCAUCUCUCCUCUUUACCUCCAUCUUCCUCACCUCCCUCCCUCUCCUCGCCAUGUCGACCACCCUGGAUCCGCUGCUGGACCAGCCCUUCCAGAAGCUGAGCCCCGAGCUGCUCGAUGGCUGCGAGGACACCGCCGGCCGCUACAAGGUGGUCCCCUGUGUUGUCUGCUCAAUGUGCUGUCUUUUCGGCAUCAUUUACUGCUUCUUUGGCUAUCGCUGCUUCAAAGCCGUGAUGUUCCUGACGGGCCUGAUGUUCGGCUCUGUCGUCAUCUUCAUGCUCUGCUACAAGGAGCGCGUGCUGGACACCCAGCUGAGCGUGGAGGCCUCGGUGGGCAUCGGCCUGGGCAUCGGCACGCUCUGCGGCCUGGUCACCAUGCUGGUCCGCAGCGUAGGCCUCUUUAUGGUGGGCCUGCUGCUGGGCUUGCUGGUAGCUGUGGCCACCCUGGUGGGCCUGGAGGAGCUGUCCGACAGCCCGCCGCGUUCCGUCUGGGUGCCCCUUGGCGUGCUGCUUGGCCUGGGCAUGCUGUUCGCCGUGCUCACCCUGCAGUGGCAGCGUCUCUUUACCACGCUGUCGACCGCGAUGUUCGGUGCAGCAGUGAUCACGGUGGCGUUGGACUACUUCGUAGAGCUCUUCGCCCUGGUGCUGUACAUGUACGAGCGGCUGAAAGCAGCACCUGGCAAACCUGUGUGCUGGCUGACGUGGGUGGUGCUCGGGGUGUGGCCUGCCCUCACCCUGCUGGGUGUCAUGGUCCAGUGGAAGGUGACUGCUGAGGGAUACUCCCAUACCAAGGUGAUCAUCAGCCGGCAGCAGAGGAGGAUGCAGGUGAUGCGGAUUCGUCAGCGCGACGACCGCUACCGCAGCAAGAAGAAGAAGAAGCAGCAGCACGGUGCCGCCUCCCACCAUCAAAACCCGGCCAAACAAGUCACUGAGCCCGCCUACCGCCGCAAGCCAAACCCCAUCCGCCGCUACGACACGGACGCCCUCUCGCCGAGCUACAUCCAGAGUUUCCGAGACCGGCAGGUGCAGGCGCAGCCCUUCCCGGGACGGCUGGUUAUUGGACCCCAUGCCGUGGUGGACGUGGGCUACGACCUCAGCUCCACGACACCCCUCAGCGGAGCAGCGGGACCCUCGCUCAGGGUCUGACCACUUCUCCGACUCACAGCGGCCUGAACACACCACGAACCAGGGAGACGUAUGACUCUAAAAUCACCACCCACCUGGGGGUAAUCACGAACCACCACUAGGUUUAAAUGCAAAUAUUCUGGGCUAAAUACAAUCUGGGUUUAGCCUCACUCUUAAUAGGAUGAAGAUAUGUUUAGGGCUGGAUUUCCCCCCAAAUGUGAACAUAUUUGACUCUUUAUUGAUUAGAUGUUACGUUCUAAAGCUCCACUCCCCUUGUGUAUACCUGCUGGAGCGGUCAGUGUGGUGCAGAGGUUUAAUCCGACCUCCUAUAGCUGUCUCUCGGUAGAUUCAAAUGCACAAAUGCAUGCAUGCACUUACACACAAACACACACCGCGGAUACACUCUCGAGGGGGUUGAUGCUGAGACCCGCUGUAACCAGCCCCCGACCUGUAUGUCACCAUCUCAAGUCGAACCAGAUCAGGGAUCAGAGUUUGAGUGCAAACCCGCCUCAGGUUCAAACAUCGGGCAUCGUACGAUUCAAACACAACUUUGCCCUCAUUCAGCGUGCUGUUCCUUUACUGCUGCCGUCAUUUCUCAGCUGAUGCGGCAGAAGCAACCACGUUCCUCAGCCUGUAGGCAUCUUAAACGCCCAAUGAAGAUUAUCUAUAAAAAAGGGAAGUAAGGGCCCUUGCUUUCUGUGCCAUCUGGACUUAAAAAAAAAUCCUCUUUCAAAUGGGAAGAGACGUCUUCGCUGUCGUUUUCGAAGGAGGGAAACCCUUCAUCCCCAUUGGUGCUGGACGAAACACUACUUCAAGCGUCACACUUCUCCCCGGAGAGGGGGGAUCUGUUUAAACGGGUGCCUUGCCCCUCCUUGGACUGUACCAAUCAGUAGGAGGGGGGUUUCUGGCAGAUCUCCCAUCGAUGGUUUGUUUUUGCAUUAAAUGUGAUCACAGAAUGAUUCUUUUUUUUAAGAGGGUGGGGUGGGGGGGGGGGGGGGGGGUUAGUAGCCAUGGAGUUACAACAAGCAGGGUAGACAAUAAUGAAGGGGAGUUGUUGCUUGCCGUCUUCACAGAUGCCUGGACAUACGGGGAGGAUUUGCUUCCAGCUGACAGACAAAAAGCCAUAUUUACACUGACACCUCGUGAGAUUCACACAUACGGGAAAAAAAGAUUAUGAAGAUUUUCGAGUGCAGAAAGGAACAUAUUUCUGUGAUUAGUUUACAUUUUGAAUUUUAUCACUGCAGUGCCAACUUGUGGCUCUCCGAGAGAUUAGUUGUAGUGUUUUUAUCCCGUAAGAAUAGAUGGAAGAUAAGUUUCAGUCUUUCCACCAUCUGUCGUUGUGUAAAAAGUUUCAAGCGUAGGUCUCCAAGCUCUUUCGUUGAAAUUAUAAUAGCUAUAUAUACGGUAUGUAUGCCCUAUGGUGUUUGCUUGACAGAAGUAAGGGAUGUAAGGUUUCAUUUAUUUUUCCACAAUGUGUGACUGUCAGGAUCAGUGCUGCAAUUUGAUUGGAUUGUGGGCAAAUACAGAAACUUGUAAUAAAAAGAUCCGCAGCAGGUCAAAACCGUUGUAAUUGGGUAAUAUUAUGUUUUAUUCCACAAUAUUGUUGUAACUGUAGAUGUGUUUCACUCUUUCCAUCAUCUGCCACCAUACGAAUAUAUCCAUAUUUGAUAAAACAGUACUUGCAAAUGUCCCAACAAAAUGUGACCAUAUUUGUCAUUGUCUUUUUUUUUUUUCAAUCGUCAGAUUUGCGUGAUUUUUAAAUCGUGAUUAAAACUUUAAACGCACUUUUAAUAAAACCAGACCACGCUGAGGUGUCAGUGUAAUCAAGGCUCCAAGCGUCUGAAACAAAAAAACAGUGGACUAGGGGCCAUACCGACUUUUUCUUGGACCAACACCCGAUUGAUUUUCUUCUGUUCUUGUUUCUUGACGCAACUUUUUUUUGUCAACAUGUGAAAAAUGUGAAUACGCUGUCAGCGCCUGUUACCUUAUUUAAUUAUUUUUUUUGUGGAAGGAAACGCAAACUAAUGUGCGGGGAAUGGCAGCCGGGGGGGUGAAUGGACGGUCGGAAAUGCAUGAUCUCGACCCCCAUCCCCCUCCGCUCCGCCGUACUUGGCUUCGUUUUGGCUCCUCCCAUCCUCGACCCCUUCAUGUGCAUCGAUGUGAAACAUGUACAGCACUUAAUAAUGUUUUUAUUUUUUUGACCCUUUUAUCAUUCUCCACAGAUUUAUUUUUUCUCUUAGGCGUCUGAUUUAAUGGAGACAUUUCCAGUGGGAUGUAUUUAUUUGCUGAUUUAUUUAUUUCUGUAAUGGAGCGUGCAAUGUCAUCACUGUAGGCCAGUAACGCCAUGCUUUUUUUAAAUUGACUAUUAUGACUAUGAUUAUUAAAGCAUGUGUUCCUAUGGGCCUGUAUACCA